Molecule: messenger RNA, 3068 nt
Organism: Nymphalis io (European peacock)
Lineage: Eukaryota; Metazoa; Arthropoda; Insecta; Lepidoptera; Nymphalidae
Product: mucin-3A-like
Exons: 2
Coding region: 45-1949 (634 amino acids)
Source: RefSeq, a predicted model, not a curated record
UCAGAUCAGUCCUGUUGCAGACUCGGAUCAGUGCCGACGUAAUAAUGGCCAACAGGUUACUGUUGUGUCUUGUAUUAGUGUGUGUGUUGACGGAUUAUUCGUUAUGUGGAAGAUUUUCAUCUAGAAGUCGUAGUGGUGGAAGUUCCCGGUCGGGAUCAAGUUGGAGCUGGGGAGGAAGAUCAAGUUCAGCAAGCAAACCUUCAAGCUCUAGUUCAAGGCAUAGUUAUCCUUCAUCUAGCUCAUCCCGUUUAUCGGGGUCUGGACAAAGUUCGCAUAACUACCCUUCUUCUUCAUCUGGCUCAUCCCAUCUAUCUGGUUCUGGACAAAGUUCGCAUAACUACCCUUCUUCUUCAUCUGGCUCAUCCCGUCUAUCUGGAUCUGGACAAAGUUCACAUAACUACCCUUCUCCUUCAUCGGGCUCAUCCCAUUUAUCUGGGUCUGGACACCCUUCUCCUUCUUCUGGCUCAUCGAUUUUAUUUGGCUCCGGACACAGUUCGCAUAACUACCCAUCGUCUAUAUCCAAAUUAUCGGGGUCAUCAUCAGGAGGAAAACCAGCGUUUACUGGCACUGGGUCAGCCAGUAAAUAUCCACCAUCACCAAGUUUAUCGGGUUCUGGAUCAGGAAGUAUUAUAUAUCCACCGUCUCAUGGACUUUCUGGUGUAGGAAGACCAGUUACUUCUUUUGGAAACCAAGCUAAGCCAACAAAUGUCGUUAAGCAUAAUUAUCCGCAAUCGUCAUCCGGCUUAUCGGGAUCUGUAAUUCAAAAGCCAUCGCAUUAUAACCCUUCUUCAAGUGGUACACAUAUUAAUCCACCACACAGUUCUGUUUAUACAAACACGCAUAGUGGUUUUGGAUCAGGGUAUGGUUAUAAUUCACAUAACUACUAUAACAGCUAUGCUUCAGCACCCCAGCAUAUCUAUAUAACUGAAUAUCGGAAUUCGAACAGUCGAUAUAGUGACAUUUUAACUGGUUUGGCAUUGUAUAACCUGGGCCGUUCUAAUAGCCAUUAUAAUCAUCACUAUUAUAACGAUGAUUACUACACUCGGAGGUAUUAUUCAUCAGGAAAUUCUCAUCCGUCGAAUGAAAGACCCAUAGACGAAGCAUAUUGCACAUUAAGAAUUAAAGAAAAUAAUAAACUCGAGGUGUUAAAAAUACCUUGUGAGAUUGUUUCUACAUUUACGGAAGGUAGUAAAAAAUUGUCGCCUGAUAUAGAAACUAAAACGGUAUGUGUAUCUAAUCAUACCAUAAUAAACAAUACGCAAGUACCUACAGUUACUACGACUUCAACAACAAGCCCUUUGAAUAUGUCAUCGUUGAAAGCGACUAUAUCAUCAAGUAAUAAGACCACCAUACCAGAAAUACCUGCAAAUAUAUCCACUUCUGAAAAUAAUUUAGGUAUCAUACCUGUAAAUGCAACUAACCUGACAGCCCAAGUUGAAGUAUUAAAUCCGUCAACGAUUGUCGCUCUCACAUCAAUAACAGAAUCUACUCCAGCUUCUAAUACAACUGCCGCUAUUACUACUAAUACGACAACAAUAUUACCUACAUUACACGUUAUCACAUCAACGACUUCACCUUCUCUACCAGCUAGCCAACAAGAUACCGUAUCGACCUCAACGGCUAAUCCUUCGAAUGUGGUAAAUAAUGCGACUUUACCUCCUCCUGUUACGUCAAAUAUCACUGUGAUAAAUUCGACCAAGUGUACCACGACUACAGAUCCCUUGACUGUAAAAGGACCGCCUUUAAACCCAACAAAUAUGGAGUGUGAAGUGGAUAUUAUUACUAAAACAAAUCGCCUUAGAACGAAAGUAGAUUGCAACAUCUUAACAGAAUAUUCAAAGCUGCCGGAACCACCUAAGAAGGAAAGCGCCAUAUUGCCAUCGAGAAAUAAAUUAAAGUCAUGGCUUGCUAACCCUCCGUGGUGGAUGUCAAUAUUUAUAGCAGUAUAAGCUUAAGGAUUAAGUAAGACUUAAUGUUAUUAUUAUUAAAUAAUUACCUUAGUUUACCACUUAACUAUUAGUUAUGUAAUAUGUUAGAAUUAGUAUGAAUGAAUUUUAUGAGAGUAACAAAUUAUGAUAUGUGACUUAAUAUGUUACCAAAGUGUAAAUAAAUGUAUUUUGACAUUUGCUAUUAUAUUGAUAUUAGAAUUGAAGCUCAGUUGAUUUUUUUUGCUUUGAAAUAAGGGCUUUCAACUAUCAUAUUUUAUCUGGUUACAUCUUAGUGUAACAAUUUAAUCUAUUGGAUGUGUAUAAAGAGUAGCUUGAUUGUUGUCUUCGAAUUAUCAUUUGUUUUUAAUUUCGUCUUAUUUUUGCGCUGUACUGUUGUUCUGAUUCCUUUUGAUUGGAGUCACUACUUUAAAUCAAUUAAGUUUUUAAUAAUAUCAAUUUACUUUUAUAUCCAACAUUUGUUGAUGGUAACCCUAAAAUAGUAAUUAUAACUUUUAUGGACAUGGUUAUGCAAUGUAAGUACGAUAACGAUGAUGUUGUUUUAUUACACAAUAAUUUGUUUUAAUGCGUAUCAAUCAAACGACAUUUUAUUAUAUUUACGAGUACAUAACUAAAUAUGUAAAAUAUCUUAGAGGCAGUAUGUGUAUCGAACACAAAUUUAUUGAAAUUUUAGUGAGAAAUGUGUAAAGCCAGCAAACCGUACCGCCAACACUUCAAUUGUAAAAAAAUAAACAAUUUGUAAUAUUUUUUUUGAUGUGAUAGUUUGAUAAUACGACCGAAAGCAAUAUAAAUUAGUUUGAUGAACAUUAUUGUUAAUUAAAUAAAGUAUGUUAUUUUCUUAAAGAAUAUAUAAAAUAAUUUACAGAACACAAAUCAUAUUAUAUAAUUACUUAUAAUACCCCGAUUUUCCUUGUGCUGCAUAUUCUGUUAUUUAUCACGUAUAUUGAUUGUACCAUAAACAAUCUUAGAACGAACAUCAAUAACUACCUAUGUUAUCUAUAACAAUAACUACCUAUGCUAUAUAUAAAUGGAGUAAAUAAAUUGUUUUGUCAUUCAGUGGCCUUUGUCUAUAAGAGAUUUUAUGUAAAUAAAGAGAAACAAUCUAUUACUUUAUUCGUGAAC